Molecule: messenger RNA, 1639 nt
Organism: Neomonachus schauinslandi (Hawaiian monk seal)
Lineage: Eukaryota; Metazoa; Chordata; Mammalia; Carnivora; Phocidae
Gene: JAML
Product: junction adhesion molecule like
Exons: 9
Coding region: 34-1206 (390 amino acids)
Biological process (GO): heterophilic cell-cell adhesion; neutrophil chemotaxis; neutrophil extravasation
Cellular component (GO): membrane
Molecular function (GO): cell adhesion molecule binding
Source: RefSeq, a predicted model, not a curated record
UUUUGUCUAAAGAUUGAAAAAUUGGUGAGCAGCAUGUUUUGCCCACUGAAACUCAUCCUGCUGCCAGUGCUACUGGAUUAUUCCUUGGGCCUGAAUGACUUGAUUGUUUCCUCCCUUGAGCUAACAGUCCGUGUGGGUGAUUCAGCCCUGCUGGGAUGUGUUUUCCAGAGCACAGAAGAGAAGCGUGUGACCAAGGUAGACUGGAUGUUCUCAUCAGGAGAGCACGCCAAGGAUGAUUAUGUGCUGUACUAUUAUGCCAACCUCAGUGUGCCUGUGGGGCGCUUCAAGAAUCGUGUACGCUUGGUGGGGGACAUCUUACGCAAUGAUGGUUCUCUCCUGCUCCAAAAUGUGGAAGAAGCUGACCAGGGAACCUAUACCUGCGAAAUCCGGCUGGAAAGGGAGAGCCUAGUGUUCAAAAAAGCCGUGGUGCUGCAUGUACUACUGGAGGAACCCAAAGAGCUCAUGGUCCAUGUAGGUGACUCGACUCAGCUGGGCUGUGUUUUCCAGAGCACAGAAGAGAAACGCAUGACCAAGGUAGACUGGAUGUUCUCAUCAGGAGAGCACGCCAAGGAGGAGGUUGUGUUACGUUAUUACCCCAAACUCAGUGUCCCUGUGGGGUACUCCGAGAACUGGGGCCGCUUCCAGAACCGUGUAACCCUGGUGGGGGACACUUCCCACAAUGAUGCGUCUAUCUUGCUGCAAGGAGUGAAGGAGUCUGACAGAGGAAGCUACACCUGUAGUAUCCACCUGGGGAACCUGACCUUCAGGAAAACCACCGCGCUGCACGUGAUCGUGAAAGAGCCCCGAACAUUGGUGACCCCAGUAGCCCUCAGACCUGAGAUCCUGGGUGGUAAUCAGGUGGUGGUCAUCGUGGGGAUUGUCUGUGGCACUAUCCUGCUGCUUCCUGUUCUGAUAUUGAUCGUGAAGAGGACCCACAGGAAUAAGAGCUCAGUAACCUCCACAACGCUGGUAAAAAGCCUGGAGAACAUAAAGAAGGCUGAUCCAGAGGUAAGGGAAGAACUCAAACCUCCAUUUCACUGCUGUAAACAUGUUUACUCUUCAAUAGCCACACGGGAACAGAUGGAGGAGGAAGAAGAAUCCAGUGGAAAAGCAGAGGCCACCUACAUGACCAUGCACCCAGUUUGGCCUUCUCUGAGGUCAGCACCCAGUAACCCACCUGAUAAACGUCAGCUGGGGGAAUUCUAAAACCAGAGCAAGACCUUUGAGAAGAAAGGAGAGUUCCUUUUGCGCUUAGCGUGGCAGAGACUCCUCUGUGUGUGCUGAGUUACUGGAUGGGUCGUUCCGGGACCCCCCCUCCCCCCUGAGUUAUUCUCCUGCCUCAUUGGUCGAAGGGCUGAAGAAGAAGGGUUCAGAACCCGGCAGAAAGACGGGACAGUUGGGAGGGACAGGUCCCGACGGAGUGAAGCAUGGAUGCUGUCCUUCUGGAGCGGGACGCUGGCCCUGGGGAUCCUGGCCGAGCGGCCAUGGCAGCCUCAAGCAUUCCAUCAGAUCCUCAGCUUGGAUGGUGUUCUUCAUGGAUGGGUCCCUGGGAAGAAUUGUAGAAAUAAAAACCAACCCAAAUGAUUCCUUUGGCAAAUUACCCCUAAAUAAAUGUGGCUUGUGGAAACCAUCCUGUUUG